AUGCGCUUGUGGAGAGUCUUCAUUCAAGAUGGCCCUACACUUGAACCAUACUUCAAUCGGCAGACCGCAGGGGCAUCGGCUCCACCAGCAGACGUCAGCAAAGAAGCCGAGGAAGUAGGCGUUCUGGCCAUUGGAUUUGCUGAUCGGUAUUCUCACUCCAAAUACGUGGGAGCGGCUGCCGGUUCAACCUUUGCUCGAAUAUUUUUCAAACAGAUUGGCAUGACCAAUUCCUCGGACACGAACCAAGAAAACCCAGAGACGGAUGAAAACCUGGAAUAUACGGCUUCAAUCCCAUCAAAAGAUAUUUCUGGUUUCUUUAUAGUCCUUGCAUUAGCCUCGGACGAAGCUCGUGUUGACGAUGCUUAUACUUCAAUGCUGGAUUACAACACUCCGCGGGAUUAUUUCCAAACUGCACUUCAUUUCUUCAACCGUUUCCGGGAGCAUCCUCGCGACCUCUCGGGACUCCAAGCUGUCUUAUUGAUGACAAUUUGGAUGCUGAAUUCGCCCUCUUGCAAUCAUAGCAAUGAUCUUUGGCAUCUUACGAGAUAUGCUAUGUCCAUUGCGCUCGAGCUGGGUCUUCAUCGACAUAAUCCAUCUUGGCGCUUUGGGCCCGAAGAAAUUGAGAUUAGGUCUCGUACGUGGUGGACUGUCUAUAGUCUGGAGAGAUCCAUAGCUCUGAACACAGGGAGAGUCUUAUCAGUGCGCGACCAGGCAAUUGAUACCGCAAUCCCUUCGUUCAAUAGUCUCGACCAGCUUACUGAGCAAGAGGCGAAGACUGCCACUCUUUUCCACGCCAAAUCAGUUUGGCUCUUUGUCCAUAUGAUCGAACUUCGCAAAAUCGCCGGGCGCAUUCUGGAGUCAAUAUAUAUCGCUCGAGACCGGGAUGGGCGAUGUUCAUCACUCACUUUCCAAGAACUCUGCUCUAUUUCAGACAAUUUGCAUCGACAGCUGGACAACUGGAAAUCCCAACUUGAUGCUGCAGAAAUUGGCUCUUCACUGGAAUCUAAACUGAUGAGAAUUGAAUACUGCAUAAUGUUAAUGCAUCUGAAUCGUCCUUCACCAGCUUUCAUGGUUCCCUCACAAAUCAUGGUUGCUGUCUGCUCUCACGCAUCAUCCGGUGCUCUGAGACAGUGGGCGGCGAUAUCCAAUGAGUUUGGGAUAGAUGCUAUCUGUCGGUGCUAUCGCCAAUUCCAUGACAUUCUCAUGGCCGGCCUUGUUCGUCUAUACAGUGACUGGCAUACGCAAAAGGUUGCAUCAACCCCCAGACCAACUCGCCGACCCGAAGAUGCUGAAAUCUGCCUCGAUUUACUUCGUAAGGGAAUUUCAAACCUUCACGACCCUUCUCUUUCAAAAUUCCAAAGGAUAUUCUCUUCCCUCAAAGAGAAAAUAUAUGGUUCUGCGUCUGCGUUUGACGAGGCAAGCCAUGACAUCCCAUUUGCUCCGGUGCACAACCUUUCAAUAUUUACCAGUGCCCCGAAUAUGACCCGGACUCGAGAAUCUAGCCAUCAUGUCCCUAAUACCAACAUUGACAUGAUGCCUAUGGGAUCAGAGGGUCUCGAAAGUUAUUUGAAUCAAAUGACGACCAUUUUUGACAACGAGAUGUUUGAUAUCGAUGAUACGCUGACUGCUUGGUAUGGGUCUGUUCUUAAUGACAUUGGAGAUACCGAUCACAUGCGAAUUGGGUGA
Molecule: messenger RNA, 1686 nt
Organism: Penicillium expansum
Lineage: Eukaryota; Fungi; Ascomycota; Eurotiomycetes; Eurotiales; Aspergillaceae
Product: fungal specific transcription factor domain-containing protein
Exons: 6
Coding region: 1-1686 (561 amino acids)
Biological process (GO): positive regulation of transcription by RNA polymerase II; DNA-templated transcription
Molecular function (GO): zinc ion binding; sequence-specific DNA binding; DNA-binding transcription factor activity, RNA polymerase II-specific
Source: RefSeq, a predicted model, not a curated record